Messenger RNA from Phyllostomus hastatus (greater spear-nosed bat), 9896 nucleotides. RefSeq names its product Rho guanine nucleotide exchange factor 12 (gene ARHGEF12). Bases 1325 to 5965 code for a protein of 1546 amino acids. Gene Ontology annotation, molecular function: guanyl-nucleotide exchange factor activity; GTPase activator activity; G protein-coupled receptor binding. Gene Ontology annotation, biological process: G protein-coupled receptor signaling pathway; Rho protein signal transduction. NCBI's taxonomy places the organism in Eukaryota, Metazoa, Chordata, Mammalia, Chiroptera, Phyllostomidae. Gene Ontology annotation, cellular component: cytoplasm. The record is from RefSeq and is a predicted model, not a curated record. The transcript is spliced from 41 exons.
GCAGUCUCUGGUUAAAGCUAACUCAAAAGUACAGGUCUCUGACAUUCCCACGGCCUUCCGGGCGACGGUGGGUUGAUGGGUGGGGCUCCCAGGUGAGACAAUUCUCACCUCCCUCGGCCCACAAACAGGACACCGGGGAAUGGGUCCACGCUGAGAAAAGAGUAGGACAGCAGUCCAACCCGGACAGGUGGUGGCCUCAGCAGGACCGCUGGCCGCUGCCCGGGCGGAGGGAUCCCGGGUGAGUCGCCUUCCCGAGGCCUAAGAGAAGGAGUCCUAAAAGCCGGCGGGGGAAGGUACGAACUGGCUAGUGCUGGCCGAGGCUACCACAAAACCGGAACCGGAACCGGAACCCGUCAGCGCGCCGGCGAGUGUCGCCCCUCACCUACUGGGUCCUACGACACCCACUGCGGUAGGCGGCCUUCCCCGCCCGCCGCGGGAGCUCCCUCGAGGGCCUCGGGACCUGGUCUGCCUGCCCUGCGAACAGAGUUAUCACUGCUGCCGCUGCCGUCCCAGCCACCGCCGGCGGCCGGCCUUUCCUGGCCAGGCCGAAUGUGAACCUCUCGCCUCUCGCGAGAACCGCCGCCUACCCGCUUGACUGGGAGGAGCCGUAACCGCUACCUCUGCAGACUGCGGAAGCGUCCGGGCCCCCGAACACUGUGCUGUAGACUGCAGCGGGUAGAGGCCAGUCUCUUGUCACUCCUCGCUGCAAGGCUCCCUAUCCCCAGAAUCCCUGCUUCCCGAGUACGAAGCCUGGUGGGGGUGACGAGGAAGAGGACAGAAAUCUCCCGGCCUGCGGACAUGGAGCCGCGCGAGCCUGGCGCGACACGACCGGAGACGCGGCGGAGGCUGCGGCCACGAGCGCCCGCCAGCCCCAGAUAGAAAGAGGCGGCGAGAGGGCCCGGUUCUGCGGCGGCGGGAACUUGCAGGCCCUCAAGACCCCAGAGGAGGAGUGGACGCCAAACCCCGAUUUCAUCCUAUUCUAGCUCUAGAGGGAUUCCUGGGCCCACUUCCCUGCGACUGGCCCACUGCCUCUGUGAGGAAGUUUUCUCCCUGCGCUUUCUCGAGGAUUUUUCUCUAGCUCUAGAACUUGCCUUCUGGCAGGCCUCCUUGGUUUGUUUUGGGAGAUAACUUGUUUUGCUUCAACACGCAUCCCCUUUUCUAGAUCCCUUUCAACCGGACGUUCUAGAUGACUGAAUGGAGUUUUGAGUUGGACUUUUUUGCCCCUUCCGGAGUCGGGCCUAGUCCCAGAGCAUUGGGGGUAGGGUGGAGGUGUUACUGUAAAAUGCAAGUUGAAUGAAAGGAGGACCUCUUGCCAAGGGCCCCAAUGAGUGGCACGCAGUCUACUAUCACCGACAGGUUUCCCCUCAAAAAACCUAUAAGGCAUGGAAGUAUUUUGAGCCGAGAGUCACCAACAGAUAAGAAGCAGAAAGUUGAGCGCAGUGAAUCACAUGAUUUUGACCCUACAGAUAGCUCCUCCAAGAAGACAAAGUCUAGUUCAGAGGAGAGUAGAUCCGAGAUAUAUGGUCUUGUUCAGCGUUGUGUGAUCAUCCAGAAGGAUGACAAUGGAUUUGGGCUGACGGUCAGUGGAGACAAUCCAGUCUUCGUACAGUCUGUCAAAGAAGAUGGAGCAGCCAUGCGAGCUGGAGUACAGACAGGUGAUCGAAUCAUCAAGGUGAAUGGAACACUGGUGACUCGUUCAAAUCAUUUGGAGGUGGUAAAGUUAAUCAAAUCUGGUUCCUAUGUAGCUCUCACUGUUCAGGGACGCCCACCUGGGUCAGCCCAAAUUCCACUUUCUGAUUCUGAAGUAGAGCCAUUGGUCAUUGGACAUAUGUCUCCCAUUGUGACAUCCCCUCAUUCACCUGGAACAUCUGGGAAUAUGGAGAGAAUUACUAGUCCUGUACUCAUGGAGGAGGAAAACAAUGUGGUUCAUAACCAGAAAGUAGAAAUAUUGAGAAAAAUGUUACGGAAAGAACAGGAACGGCUACAGUUAUUACAGGAAGAUUACAGCAGAACACCUGCCGAAAGAUUGCUAAAAGAGAUUCAAGAGGCCAAGAAACACAUUCCUCAGCUGCAAGAGCAGUUAUCCAAAGCCACAGGCUCUGCCCAGGAUGGAGCUGUAAUUACUUCCUCCAAGCCUUUAGGUGACACAUUAAUAGUCAAUGAGUUAGAGGCAGAUCCUGGUAAUGGAAUAGGCAAAAUUGACUACAACAGUGGAGAUGUUUCUUGGCCGAGCAGUGACAAUGCAAAUAGUCCUAAGAGUGGCCUGAAAGAGAAGAUUUAUCUAGAGGAAAACCUAGAGAAAAGUGAAGUAAUUCAGGACACUGACACUCAAUCACUUAUUGGAAGUCCCUCAACCCAUACAGCACUUCAUAUUAUUGGAGCAGAGGAUGAUGAUUUUGGUACUGAACAUGAACAGAUCAAUGGGCAGUGCAGCUGUUUCCAGAGCAUUGAACUUCUAAAAUCUCGCCCUGCUCACUUAGCUGUUUUUUUACAUCAUGUAAUUUCACAGUUUGACCCUGCGACAUUGCUUUGUUAUCUCUAUUCAGACCUUUAUAAACAGACCAAUUCCAAGGAGACUCGUCGUGUCUUCCUUGAGUUUCAUCAGUUCUUCCUGGAUCGAUCUGCACACCUGAAAGUUUCUGUUCCUGAUGAAAUAUCAGUAGAUCUGGAGAAAAGACGACCUGAGCUUAUUCCUGAGGAUCUGCAUCGCUACUAUAUUCAAACUAUGCAAGAAAGAGUCCACCCAGAAAUUCAGAGGCACUUAGAAGAUUUUCGGCAGAAACGGAGCAUGGGGCUGACCUUGGCUGAAAGCGAAUUGACUAAACUUGAUGUGGAGCGAGACAAGGACCGGGUAACUUUGGAGAAGGAACGGGCAUGUGCAGAACAAAUUGUUGCCAAAAUUGAAGAAGUGUUGAUGACUGCUCAGGCUAUAGAAGAAGAUAAGAGUUCAACAAUGCAGUAUGUUAUUUUCAUGUACAUGAAGCAUUUGGGAGUAAAAGUGAAAGAACCUCGAAAUUUGGAGCAUAAACGGGGUCGGAUUGGAUUCCUUCCAAAAAUCAAACAAACUAUGAAGAAAGAUAGGGAAGGUGAAGAGAAAGGGAAGCGCAGAGGAUUCUCCAGCAUCCUGGGACCCCCAAGGAGGCCAAGCCGUCAUGACAAUAGUGCAAUUGGCAGAGCCAUGGAACUACAGAAGCAGCGCCACCCUAAGCAUUUAUCCGUACCCUUAUCUGUGAGUCCUGAGCCUCAGGACAUUGCUAAGUUGCGCCAGAGUGGGUUAGCAAGUGAAGGAUCAGACAUUGGAUACCUACCAGCCCAUUGCAUGUCUUCUAUGGCUUCAGUGGCCACUCUUUCCCAGGAAGGAGGGAAAGAGAAUGAUACAGGAUCAAAGCAAGUUGGAGAAACACCAGUAUCUGGAGAUUCCUUGGAUGGCACACCUCGCACUUCUAAUAUCAUCUUUGAUUUUCUGCUUCCUCCAUUAGAUCAGGUGCAAGAGGAGGAAUGGGAAACAGAAAGGAUACCUGAACAUGGGACACCAAAGCCCUUUCGAAAGUUUGACAGCAUAGGUUUUGGAGAAAGUCAAAGUGAAGAUGAACUGUUUGAAAAUGACUUGGAGACAGAUCCACCCAACUGGCAACAGCUCGUUAGUCGAGAAGUAUUAGUGGGACUAAAGCCUUGUGAAAUCAAAAGACAGGAAGUAAUUAAUGAAUUGUUUUAUACUGAAAGAGCUCAUGUUCGAACUCUAAAGGUUCUUGAUCAGUUGUUCUAUCAGCGAGUGUCCAGAGAAGGAAUUCUGUCACCUUCAGAGCUACGGAAAAUUUUUUCAAACUUAGAAGAUAUUCUUCAACUUCACAUUGGGUUGAAUGAGCAAAUGAAAGCUGUUCGAAAGAGGAAUGAGUCCUCUGUCAUUGACCAAAUUGGGGAAGAUUUGCUGGCAUGGUUCAGUGGACCAGGGGAGGAGAAGUUGAAACACGCUGCCGCUACCUUUUGCAGUAACCAACCUUUUGCCCUGGAAAUGAUCAAAUCUCGUCAGAAAAAGGAUUCUCGAUUUCAUACUUUUGUGCAAGAUGCUGAGAGUAAUCCACUCUGUCGUCGUCUGCAGCUGAAGGAUAUUAUUCCUACCCAAAUGCAGAGGCUUACUAAGUACCCUCUUCUAUUGGAUAAUAUUGCCAAAUACACAGAGUGGCCAACGGAAAGGGAAAAGGUGAAGAAAGCUGCAGAUCAUUGUCGUCAGAUCUUAAAUUAUGUAAAUCAGUCUGUCAAGGAGGCAGAAAACAAGCAGCGUUUAGAAGAUUAUCAGCGUCGCCUUGAUACUUCUAAUCUGAAGUUGUCAGAGUACCCAAAUGUUGAAGAGCUCAGGAAUUUGGAUUUAACAAAAAGCAAGAUGAUUCAUGAAGGGCCAUUGGUUUGGAAGGUGAAUAGAGAUAAAACUAUUGAUCUAUACACAUUGCUUUUGGAAGACAUGCUUGUAUUGUUACAAAAGCAGGAUGAUAGACUGGUGUUAAGGUGUCACAGUAAGAUUCUGGCAUCUACAGCUGAUAGCAAACACACAUUUAGCCCUGUCAUUAAGUUGAAUACAGUAUUGGUUCGACAAGUGGCAACAGAUAACAAAGCUUUUUUCGUCAUUUCCAUGUCAGACAAUGGAGCCCAAAUUUAUGAACUGGUGGCACAGACGGUUUCUGAAAAGACUGUCUGGCAGGACCUAAUCUGUCAGAUGGCUGCAUCAGUGAAGGAGCAAGCCAUAAAGCCAAUUCCAUUGCCACAGUCACCACCUUGCGAAGAAGACAAUGAUGAAGAACCUCCAAAAAUAAAAGUGGAACGUCAUGGCAUUUCAGUAACUUGCCUGCAGAGCACAGACAGAGAUUUGGAAUUAGAGUCUCCCUUGAUAUCAUCAAAAGCUCAGCCUCAUUCACUGAAUGCCUCUGGGAAAUCAGAGGUAGAUGAUCUCUUUGUGGCUGAAAGACAAUUUGCAAAGGAACAGCAUGCAGAUGGGACUGUAAAGGAAGUUGGAGUAAAACAUCCCAUCACAAUUCCAGAUUCACACUUGCCUGUCUCAGAAGGACAGUGGGCAUUGGAUGCACUAAGGAAUUUGGGUUUGUUGAAGCAGUUGCUGGUACAGAAGCUGAGUUUGACUGAGAAGAGCACUCAGGAAGAUUGGCCACAUUUCUCAACAUACAGGACAGCCUCCUUGGGGGUACAGAGAGACAGUGAAACCCAGAACUUUGAAAUUAUUAAGGCCUGUCAUCCUGGUGAAAGACAGAUGCCCUUUAGAACUGGAACUGGUGACAUUUCAGCUUGUUACAGUCCCCAGGCUUCAACAGAGUCUUAUGUUCCACGGGAUUCAGUGUUACUGGCAUUCCAAGAUAGCCAGGCAAGUAACAUUUUAGUAAUGGACCACAUGAUUAUGACCCCAGAGAUUCCUCCUGCAGAGCCAGAAGGAGGUCUUGAUGAGAGUGGAGAGCACUUUUUUGAUGCCCAUGAACUACAUAGUGAUGAUAAUCCAUUAGAAGGUGAUGGAGCCAUUAAAAUAGAAAAAAAGGAUGCCAACUUACACAUCUCAGGAAACUAUUUGAUCCUUGAUGGCUACGAAACAGUACAGGAGAGCUCCACAGAUGAGGAAGUCACCUCCUCCCUUCCUCCACAACCCAAGAAAGGCCUCCCCUUUGUGGACUCUACUCACCAGCCACAACAUUCUCUCCAGAAUGCUCUUUCUGAUGGUGCAGUUUCACCAUUCACCCCAGAAUUCGUGGUCCAGCAGUGCUGGGGAUCUGUGGAGCAUUCCUGUUAUGAGAUCCAGAGUCCCUCCGCUUGUGCAGAUUCAGAAAGACAGAUCAUGGAGUAUAUUCAUAAGAUAGAGGCUGACCUUGAACACUUAAAGAGGGUGGAGGAAAGUUAUACCAUUCUUUGGCAAAGGCUGGCUGGAUCAGCCCUCACAGACAACCACUCAGAUCUUUAUUCUUCCAGAUAAAAGUUAGAGCUGCGUGUCCUGGAGGUUGUUGGAUUUUGAGCAUCAGCCUUAUAUCAGCACAUCCUGGCUCCAGUGUGGAUGAAGAGAGAGUAUGUGAUAGGAUCUGCCUGUGAAGCCCUUGGGAAUAGUCAUGUCCCAGGGGUCCCAGAACAGCACUAGGUAUAGGUAUUCACAGUCUGGCAGCUGCAUAACUGUGUCAGUGAAUAUUCCUUUCUCACUCUGCUCUCCUCUAUCAGAAAUUCAUUUUGAUUCAGAACAAAAACCAAAUGUAUAGAGCUUUGGGUUUAGGAUAUGAAAUUUUAUUUAGACUUAAGAAAAUAAGAAAAUCUGAUGUAUUUAUUUGACUUCCAUAUUUGAAAGCACAUUUUAAUUUUUAUUUUGCCAUGUUUUAAGUGAGUAGUGAGAUUUGUGGCCCUUUGUAUAUAGUACACCGAAGGAUCAGUUGCUUCUGAAGCAAAGAGUUCAGGAUGGGAUAUUAGGAAGUCAGGUAAAGAGGGAAAGAAAAGAAAGAAGUGAGAAGGGGAAGAAGGAGCAUCUAGCCUUCUAAACUGUAUCUCAUGCCCUCUGUUGUCCAGUAUGCUGCUUCUUAAUGGUUCCCUCAAGGCACUAUACACCUAUGGCUCCGCUGUGCAAAAGACUUGAGCUGUGUGCUACCUAGGUGGGCUUCCUCCCAUCUGAGGCAAACACCUCUUUUCUAGUUGGGAUCAAUUUCCAGUUAAUAGGAAUCCUCAAUGUACUAAAUACCAGGCACUUGAAAAUGGGUGUUUUCUUCUAUUUUCUUUUCUGUUGAGGGUUGGGAUUUGGGAGGGAGAGGAAACAAAUUUUAUUUUCUUAAUUAUAAAUUUGUUUUUCUUAAUUGUUUCAUUGUUAUAAUUAUGCAUCAGACUUCAGCACUUGUGUAAAAUUAUUCCUGCAAAUUGAACAGGAAAUUAAAAAAAAGGAGAUACUUCAGAUGGUGGCAGGCGUGGGAGUUGCUGAGGAGGGUUUGGAGACUUUGGGAAGGUUAUGUAACUGAAUCUCUACUGAGUUGAACAAUGGCUGUCAUUAGCCACAGGCACUGCUGAGUAAAUGGUCAGUAAAAUGUUAGCGUCUGGAGGUUUGACUCUAAUUUUUACACUGAUUGUGCCAAAGGGCUCUUUGAGUUAAAAGGAGUGAGUGCCAAGAGAGGAGAGGAGUGGAAAGAUGUGGUGCAGAAGGCAGAGCCACCCAAACCAGCUUCAGAAGCACUUCCUCUAACUUUACUGCUAGAACUUUUUCCAACUGGUGCCUGAAUGACCUUAAAAAAUUGCAGACCAGUACAGACACUGGAUACUGCAAGCAAGGUGUUGGCAACUGCCUGUUCUAGAAUGACUAGUAUAUUUGAAGCAUCCUACAGAGCAUAAAGGUUUCAGAAUUGUAACUGAAGAACUCCUUCACUUGUUGGUUUUAUGUGAUUUUUGUUAUGCAUCAGGUAUUAUACAUGUUUUGGAUUGUUUUUGCCAACUAAAACUAAAUCAUUUGUCAAAUCUUAAAAUUCUGUUAAUAUGCAGUGAAUUAAUCCAUUGCUCUUAACUUUCAGUAUAGCCCUCUGAACUUUGUGAGUAGUCAGGAUGUAAUUCUAUUAUUCCUUGCAGUCCAAAUAUAUAUAUAUAUAUACACUCAUCGCAAGUGUUAAGGAUUCCCAAUUACUCUUAUAAACAUCACUACAGCUUAUAACACGCUCAUCUAUGUCCAGAUUCUUAUUUCUAUCUUUUCAGAAGUGGUCUGUUUUUAAGAAAACUGACCAACUUGGAAUGUUGGACACUUGUUUAUGAAUUAUAAUUACACUUUCGGUUGUAGACCCAAAUAUAAAUUAAAUCAGAAUGAGAUUAAAAAUUUUAGAAGCAGAAGCUAAUAUGUAAGUGGACUUGAACUUUCUGAUCUCUUAAGAGAAGGCAGUAGAAACUGAUGGUCACAUUGUGCUGCUGAAAAUAAUGCAGUUGCUCCAAAAGGAUUUCACCUGUAGCCACUUGACACAAAUACCAUCAGUGGGCAAUUAAUCAGGAGAAAGGUAAAUAGAAAUAGAACUUUCACCUCACCUUCAGACACUACAGUAGGGAAAUUAUGUAAUUUUCUAGCACUCACUUAAGAGGUUUUGUAGGUCAACAGUGUUUUGAUUCCUUUUCUAGCUCAGCAGAUACCUUGUCCUUAGCAAUUAUUUGCAGUUCUUUUCCUGCAGUUUAACUUAUUCUUGGAACAAUAACAGGGAUAACUAGAAAAUACUUUGACCAUAGCUUUAGUACUUCUAAAUAAAUUUAUAUCUAGAUUUUCAAAUGAAGCCCCAAAAUGAAGUAUAAUUAUGAAAAGAUCCCACAAUUUCAAGUGUUCUUUAUAUCUUACUAGCUGAACUUCUUCCCUCCUCCUUACUAGCCUGGCCUCCCACACCUUCCAUUUUUCCAUUUUAUUUUGGCUGUUAUAAUCACAUCUGUUUUACUUUGAUAUUAAUAUUGCCUAUCAGGAUGAUGGAAUUCAUCCUAUCCUUGAGUGGAAAUGGUUACCAUUAAAGUCGUUUUCAAAGUUACAGGACCAGAUGUUGGAAUCUACUUCCACUCAGAAGAGCCCAAAGGUAGUGAACAAAGCAGCAUUCCCAGAGCAGGAGAGCUAGGAUUUAGCUAUUGAAGUGGGCCUAACGGCUCCUUUGCUACUAAGUGGCAAAUUACAUGAAGUGAGAACAGAAUACAGAGUUAAUCAUGGCAAAUCAGGCAGUGCUCAAAGUGCUCUAAUUUAAGAUAUUGAUUACUGCCCUUGAAGCUACAUGUUUUACAUACCUUAAUAUCAGCUAACUUGGACUGCUUGAGUUACCUUGGCUUUUCAAACCUAAACUAUAACUAUUUAUUAUACUACAUGGAAGGUAUAUUUCAUAAGCUUUGUGGCUUUUUUAUGAAAUAUGCCUCCCAUGCAGUAUAACAAAUAGUUACAGUUUAGAUAAAAAGGAAGAAAAAAGUUUUGUUUGAUUUUAGAGAGGGGAGAUAAUGUGAUAGUAGAAGGGAAAAGUCUGUUUUUAUUAUUUUUAGAAGCUAAAGAAAAUAAUACGCUUUCUAGGUUAUCUUUUAUUUGUAUGCUUUUUUUUCUUUUUGAUAUUGGUAAAUUUGGUGUGUUACAUGGAGCAUCUAUAUUUCGAACUGGAAACUAUUUUCUCUGAAGUUGGUAUUAUCUAGUACUAUUAUUGGACUAGAGCUUUGGUCAAUAUUUUCUUGCCUGUAUGUCAUAGAAGGCAUCAUUGAGAACUGAGUAGAGGAUCUCAAAGUAGACAAUCAGCAGGACCUUCUAGUUAUCUCUCUGCUGGGUUUUUCCUGCUAGUGUUACAAUUUUUGUUUUCUAAAAACAAAAAUCAUGUUUUCUCCUGAUUUUUCUACCCCUUUUCAAAGUGGUCUGCAAAAUUGUUUGACUUUCCUCAAGAAAAGAGUUCCUUUGAUUCAUUUCUUAUGCCUUCCCAUUGGUUCUGCUGAUGUUGAUAAUAAAUUGGUAGGAAAAAAAUGUACCUCCUAGAAGGAAGCUCUGUCUGCCAUUUCCAGGGGCCAACACUUAAGCAUAUGUACUACAAAAAUAACUAUAAUAUGCACACCAUUGGUUAUUUUUAAUAAGCCUCUUCCUACUAAAACCUUUUAUUUUCCUUGUUCACCACACAAUCGUGUACUCUUUAACAAAAACUACUUUUUAAAAAUCUGGAACGACCUUCCAAAAAAACCUGUAUUAAUAAUCAUGUAUUUUUUAUUGAUCACAUUUUGAAAUACCUAAAAGACUUUAUUGUUCUAAUUAUCGAGAUACACCUUUGUAAAAUAGCUCUUUUAAGAAUUAGCUGAUAAGGCUAUAUGUUUCUGGAACAAAAUACUGGCCAUCUAAAAACUUUCUCUUUUCUGGGAUCUGGGGGAAAAAAUAGAGUUCAAAUAUUAAAUAUGCUUAAAGGAACCAA